Molecule: messenger RNA, 390 nt
Organism: Lolium rigidum
Lineage: Eukaryota; Viridiplantae; Streptophyta; Magnoliopsida; Poales; Poaceae
Product: basic blue protein-like
Exons: 2
Coding region: 1-390 (129 amino acids)
Cellular component (GO): plasma membrane
Molecular function (GO): electron transfer activity
Source: RefSeq, a predicted model, not a curated record
AUGACGGCUCGGGGAAGGGGCGGUGCAGCUCAACGCGCCGUCGCCGCCGCCGCGCUCGCCGUGGCGUGCUGCUGCAUCGCCGGCUGCGGCGUCAGCGCGACCACCUACUACGUCGGGGACGGCAAUGGCUGGUCCCUGAGCAGCGCCAGCUGGCCCAACGGGAAGCAGUUCCACGCCGGCGACGUCCUCGUGUUCAGGUACAUGACCUGGAUGCACAACGUGGUGGCGGUGGGGGAGGACGGGUACAACGGCUGCACGACGCCGGCGGGGUCGAGGACCUACACCUCCGGCAGCGACAGCGUCACGCUCGCCAGGGGGGACAACCGCUUCAUCUGCACCCGCUACGGCCAUUGCUACUUCGGGAUGAAGAUGGUGGUGAACGCCGUGUGA